Messenger RNA from Sclerotinia trifoliorum, 1069 nucleotides. The record is from the annotation of a GenBank genome assembly. Lineage: Eukaryota; Fungi; Ascomycota; Leotiomycetes; Helotiales; Sclerotiniaceae.
UUUCCUCUCAUAUACAAUCAUUUAUUUUUUAUAAAGUAUUUCUUACUUGUUUCAUGAUUUUCACUUGUACAAACUGUUCCCUGUUUCUUUCAUCUUUUCGCAUUUGCUUGUAUCAUCCCAGAUAUCUACAAGUUUUUUAUUUCGUUCGAUAGACUUCCUUCCAUUGAAAAUAUACCCAGUUGGACAAUAUAAUACGCCAAAUGACACCAUCUAUAGCCCUCGAUGCCACCGGCGCAUGCUCCAACUCUUUCCCCUCCACAAAAUCUACCUCACUUCCAGACUCCUUCCACAAACUUGUCACAGACCUCUCCAGAAUCCUCGGGCCAUCUUCUGGCCUCACAUCCGCCGACGUAAAUGUAGAGGAACUUCACUCCUUAAUGGAAAACUACAUAUCUAACGAAGACGAAUGGAAAAAAUAUGCAUUCGCAGACCUAAGUAGAGGCUACACUAGAAAUUUGGUUGAUGAAGGGAAUGGAAAAAGUAACCUAGUAAGACUCAAUCCACCCUCCCUCCCUUUUCUCUUCACCCUUGAAACCGCAAAACUAACCACAAACUCCCCAUCCAGCUAAUCCUCGUCUGGACCCCCGGAAGAGGCUCUCCCCUCCACGACCACGCCGACGCGCACUGUCUCAUGAAAGUCCUCUCAGGAACCCUCACCGAAACACGCUACACAUUCCCGUCCACCAGCACCCAAUCUUCCCUUUCCUUCGAUACCCAACCCGUCCCCGCUCCACCCACAAUAAUAAAAACUACCACCUACACCACCAACCAAGUAACCUACAUGUCGGACAAUCUCGGACUCCACAAAAUCUCCAAUCCCUCGCCACACAAUGUAGCAGUGAGUUUACAUCUAUAUACGCCGCCGAAUGCGGCGAGGGAGGGUUGUAAUAUUUUUGAUGAGAGGACUGGAAGGAAGAGUCAUGUUACACAGUCUAAUUUCUAUUCCGAGUUUGGGAGGAGAGUUGGCGGGCAAGUGUAGAUUGUAUUGUAUCUUAUUGUAUUGUAUGAAGAUUUUGAUAUAGGAGUCUAAACGUAAAUAUUAGACGUAGAUAUAGAUAUGGAUGUAAAU